ACAGGCGAGACGCUUGAAGAUGGUGCAGAAGCACCAAAGAAGACGCCAAUCGUUCGUGAGGGAAAAUUGAAACGAACUGAUUUACCGCUUCAUCCUCAGAUCAAACAGAAAGGAAAUGAGCGAACGGAUAAGGUGAAGCCAAAAAAGGUGAAAGGAAGUGUUUUGGCCGUAAAACGAAUGUCCAAAAAGAAGGCUCGUAAACUGUUAAGGGCUCAUCAACGUGAGCAACGCACCAGAGAACGUAUUGCAUCCGCAAUGGAAGUGUGA
This is a messenger RNA of Anisakis simplex (herring worm), 267 nucleotides long. The record is from the annotation of a GenBank genome assembly. NCBI's taxonomy places the organism in Eukaryota, Metazoa, Nematoda, Chromadorea, Rhabditida, Anisakidae.